Molecule: messenger RNA, 957 nt
Organism: Pelodiscus sinensis (Chinese soft-shelled turtle)
Lineage: Eukaryota; Metazoa; Chordata; Testudines; Trionychidae
Product: olfactory receptor 5AP2-like
Biological process (GO): G protein-coupled receptor signaling pathway
Cellular component (GO): membrane
Molecular function (GO): olfactory receptor activity; G protein-coupled receptor activity
Source: RefSeq, a predicted model, not a curated record
CUCUCCCACCGCUGCCUGCAGGGGAUGGGUCUUCUGGAGCCGGUCGGGAGGCCCAACGGCACCUCGGUGACCAAAUUCAUCCUCCUCGGCCUCUCCAGCAACCCGGCCGAGCAGCUGGUCCUCUUUGGGGUCUUCGCAGCCAUCUACCUGGUGGCCCUGGUGGGCAACUUGCUCAUCUUACUGCUGGUUAGCCUGGAUUCCCGACUCCACACGCCCAUGUACUUCUUCCUGGGGAAUUUGUCUGUGGUGGACAUCAGCUACAUCAGCUCCACCGUGCCCAAGGUGCUGACCAAUUACCUGUCGCGGGACCAGUCCAUUUCCUGGGCCGGCUGCCUCUGCCAGAUGUUCUUCUUCAUCUCCUUCGGGGGGGUGGAGUGCCUGAUUCUGGGGGUGAUGGCCUACGACCGCUACGUGGCCAUCUGCCACCCACUGCACUACGGCGUGGUCAUGAGCCGGCAGCUGUGCGCCCUGCUGGCUGCAGCCGGCUUGGCCAAUUCAGCCGUGCACGCGUCCCUGAUAACCAUCCUGUCCUUUUGCCAGAAUAAUGUCCUCCACCACUUCUUCUGUGACAUCCCCCCGCUCCUACAGCUCUCCUGCUCCGACACCCGGAUCAACCAGAUUGUUACCUUCAUCUUUGGUGGUGGCCUCGUCUCUAGCUCUUUGCUGGGCACCCUGGUGUCCUACGUGUACAUCGGGCGGGCCAUCCUCCAGAUCCGCACCAGGGCCGGGCGCCUCAAGGCCUUCUCCACCUGCACCUCCCAUCUGACCGUGGUCAGCCUCUACUUCGGCACCAUCCUCUUCACCUACCUCCGCCCCAACACCACCUACUCGCAGGAGCAGGACCGAGCACUGCCCGUGAUCUACGGCAUCGUCAUUCCCAUGCUCAACCCCAUCAUCUACAGCCUGCGGAACAAGGACGUGAAGGGGGCUCUCUGGAAAGCCCUGGCUAGGGGCUAG